GGGAGCCUGUUGGAGGAGGGGAGUGACUUCCCAGGACAGGGGAGAGCAGGCUAUAUAAACUCCAGAGAGCCAGGCUUCACGCAGAUCUCGUCCCUCUGCUACUGCCUUCCAGAGUAGCCCUCGGAGAGCCAGCUUGCCCAGCACCCACCAUGUCCCAGGAUGGCGUUCCUGAAGGCCCUAUCAAGAAGAAGCGGCCCCCUGUGAAGGAAGAAGACCUCAAGGGGGCCCGAGGGAACCUGGCCAAGAAUCAGGAAAUCAAAUCUAAGACCUACCAGGUCAUGCGGGAUUGUGAGCAAGCUGGCAUGGCCGCCCCAUCGGUUUUCAGCCGCAGCCGCACAGGUACUGAGACGGUCUUUGAGAAGCCCAAAGCUGGACCAGCCAAGAGCAUCUUUGGAUGAGAAGUGCUGACCACUCCUAUGCCGUCCUGACCCCUAGACACAGGAGCCUUUCCCAUGAACUCUUUUUCUAUGCCACAAUGUGCCCUUUCCCCACUGGCUCCAGACUGCAGCCUCUCCCCCACUGCCCUGGCCCUUUGGUACCAGCAUUGUGCAAACACCAAUAAAGAAGAUGCCCAGUUGA
This is a messenger RNA of Cavia porcellus (domestic guinea pig), 579 nucleotides long. It is a transcript of the gene Mustn1, whose product is annotated as musculoskeletal, embryonic nuclear protein 1. Lineage: Eukaryota; Metazoa; Chordata; Mammalia; Rodentia; Caviidae. The coding region runs from base 150 to 398 and encodes 82 amino acids. Gene Ontology annotation, biological process: chondrocyte proliferation; tissue regeneration; chondrocyte differentiation. The transcript has 3 exons. Gene Ontology annotation, cellular component: nucleus. The record is from RefSeq and is a predicted model, not a curated record.